AUGCCCCCGACGCCCUCCGACCGCCCGCGCCGCCCCCGUCCCCGCAGCGGCGACGUGGCCUUCGUCAAGACGUUCCGGGGGCAGGGGGGGUCUCCCGAGGACGGCCACAACGGCACGGCGUCGGUGGAGUUCGAGGACGAAAACGACGCGAUGACCGCGGUGCGCACCUUCCACCGGCACCCCAUCGGCGACGAUCGCUUCCUGUCGGUGCGCCGGGACCGCAAGGCGGACCCCUCCCGGGGGCCACUGGUGGCCAACGCGGCGGGGCGGCAGGUGGUGUUCUUCGGGCUGCCGUACCGGUACAGCGAGGACGACGUCCGCCUGAUCGUGGAGGGCGUCGCGCCGACGGAGGCCGUCCAGAUCGUCAGAGACCACCACGGGAGCUCGCGCGGCUUCGCACGGGUGGCGUUCCAGACGGAGGAGGGGGCGAGGCUGGCGAUUGAGCGGUUGGACGGGGUGGUCAAGCACGGGCGCUUGUGGGCGGUCAAGUUCGACAAGUUCGCGGCGGGGGUGCCGCACCGGACCGUCGCGCACGGUGACAGCGCGGAGGGGGAGGACUUGGGCGGGGGGGAGUCGGGGGAGGAGGACAGCGCGGAUACGAGGAGCUGA
Messenger RNA from Pedinophyceae sp. YPF-701, 609 nucleotides. The record is from the annotation of a GenBank genome assembly. Lineage: Eukaryota; Viridiplantae; Chlorophyta; Pedinophyceae.